This is a messenger RNA of Seriola aureovittata, 2676 nucleotides long. RefSeq names its product UDP-GlcNAc:betaGal beta-1,3-N-acetylglucosaminyltransferase 7, like (gene b3gnt7l). The transcript has a single exon. The coding region runs from base 300 to 1535 and encodes 411 amino acids. Gene Ontology annotation, molecular function: hexosyltransferase activity. The record is from RefSeq and is a predicted model, not a curated record. Lineage: Eukaryota; Metazoa; Chordata; Actinopteri; Carangiformes; Carangidae. Gene Ontology annotation, cellular component: membrane.
GUGUCCUGCAGCAGAUCUCCAAUCAGUCUGUAGGAACAGCCCGGGGACAUGCAGCCUAUCCCACAUCGUCUGCCCGCACAGAAACUCCAUGUGUGACUUCACUGAGCGCCACCAUGGGCAAAAGGGGCCCCGGGGCCACUUCGGUGUCAGCGCGCUCACGCAGCCGAGGACGCAGCCUCUGGUGUCCAGAUGAGAAGGCGCGGCGGCGGUGGAUUCACCAAGGACGCAUCACAGUUGUGAAACACUAUGAAGGCAGAAGGUGCAGCAUCUGAAGCUCUCCGGGCGCCGCACUGAGAGCCAUGGAUCACUUUUUCCGGAGGAAGCGGGUCGGUCUGCUGAAGCCGCUGCUGAGUCUGUCUCUGGUCUUUGCGUCUUUUCUGAUGAUCCACAAGCUGAAGCUGUCGGAGAAGGACGGGGUGGGGGGGAAACACACGAGGGAGCCCGGCUGGUGCGGCUCCGAGUGCUUUUCAUUUAAGAAGGGGGUCGUGAAAACCAGUUUGGGGAGCUCGGACUCUUCGGUGCUCAACAACGAUUUGGAUGCGCAACGGGUUUCCAACGGGACUCCGGCUUCCUGGGAUGCGCAGGUUCUGAACUGCAGCGAGGACGCGUCGGUGAGGAGCCAGGACUGGUUCCGGCGCCUGGACCCGAGAUUUCACCAGUUCGUGCUGCACAGACACUGCAGGUACUUCCCCAUGCUCAUCAACCACCCGGAGAAAUGCACGGACGGAGAGGUGCACCUCCUCAUGGUGGUCAAGUCCGUCAUUGAGCAGCACGACCGGCGCGAGGCCGUGCGUAAAACCUGGGGGAAGGAGCACACAGUGGAUGGGAAGAGAAUCAAAACGCUAUUUCUUCUGGGAAGCCCGACGACCGGGAAAGACACCAAGAACCUCCAGAAACUGAUCGAGUACGAGGACCGGAUCUACGGGGACAUCCUGCAGUGGGACUUCAUGGACACCUUCUUCAACCUGACCCUGAAGGAGGUCAACUUCCUCAAGUGGUUCGACAUUUACUGCUCCGGAGUCCACUUCAUCUUCAAGGGAGACGAUGAUGUUUUCGUGAACACGCACAACCUGAUGGAGCUGAUCGGCUUCAAAGUGGAGGAGCGCAAGUACGCCGAGUUGUUUGUGGGGGACACCAUCUCCAAGGCGAUCCCGAUCCGAAACCGCCAGAGCAAAUACUACAUCCCCAAAGAGCUGUACGAUAAACCUUACCCCCCCUACGUGGGCGGCGGGGGGUUUCUGAUGUCCUCCCCGCUGGCCAGGAGGCUCUUCGUGGUCUCGGAGGACCUGGAGUUGUACCCCAUCGACGACGUGUUUCUGGGGAUGUGCCUGCAGAAGCUCCACCUGGCCCCAGAGCUUCACCCGGGCUUCAGGACCUUCGGCAUCACCCGGCGCAGGGUGAGCCCCAUGAACAGCGAGCCCUGCUUUUACAAAAACCUCAUAGUGGUGCACAAGCUCAGCGCGCACGAGCUGCUCCGGAUGUGGAGCGUGGUGCACAACGAGGAGCUGGUGUGCGCGCAAAGGACCUCCAUAUGAUAUUAGUAGUCUUUAUGAAAUGACCAAAGCUGAACUGAUACGGUCUGUGUUGAUCAUGUAUUGAUCACGUAUUGAUCAUGAUGAUUGUUUGACAUUUCACAUGUAGUUGAGGGAGGGGAGGGGGGUGAUCACCCAGCAAACAACCCCAUACACAAAUGUAAUAUAUGUACAUAUAUUGACUUUCCAUAAAUGAAAUAUAUGUACACAUAAAACAAAAAGAUAAAUGUAAAAUUAUAAAUGAAACUUACUAGAAAUUAGACAUAUGUUAAAUAAAUGCAUCCAUAUUGGGAUAUAUAAUAAAAUAUAUUCUACAAUAUAAAAAUCCAACGUAUAGAUAUUUUUAAUAUAUGUAUAUAUAUAUAUAUAUAGAAAUUUUACUAUAGGAAUUUCAUAUAUGUCAUAAACUUAUAUCUUCGUAUAUCAAGAGGAUGUAUACAUGUGAGUAAUAUAUCCCCUUAUAGGAGACAUAUAUGACCACAUCACUCUUGAUAUGGGGACAUAUAUGUCAUAUAUUACAUUUCUGUAUGGGCUAAAUAUGAAUAAUACAUAUGAUAAAUAAAUAAAAAAAAUAUAUAUAUCUAUAAUUUUCUAUAUGUUAAAUUCAACUGUAUACUACGAGCAGGUUGGAUUUCCUCUCCACUACCUUGAUUUACCAUUUAGUGAAACCACUACCACACAGCUCCACAGUGUAAGAGCUGAAGGGAGGAGGUUUCUGGGUUUCAGAUUCUUGGUGCCAUUUCAGAUCGGAGUCUCGUGCGGUCCACACGUCUUCACCUGAGAUCCGGUGCUCUUAUGGUUGUCAUGGUUUUUGUGCAUUUACAUAAAAACUUGACUUGUUGAUUUUAUUGUCAUUUUCUAACUCCAGGAUUUCAAAGACUCACAGCUGAGAUCAGACAGGUUCGUCCGUAGUUGAGUGAUUAUUUUGUAGAGUACUGAAAUUGUAAAAAUGAUCAAAUGGUAUGAAUUUGUUAAGUUAAUAUAUUGUUAUUUCAUAGUACUUUCUAUGUGUUAAGUGUUACUCAAUUGUGUGUGAUUUUUCAGAGACAGGCCAAAAACCAAAGAAAUUAAAGGGCUGUAAAACUGUAGAUUUAUGUAUGAUAGUGUAAAUAAAACUGGAUCUUUGUCAACUUUGUAAUUACAA